Molecule: messenger RNA, 1777 nt
Organism: Dipodomys spectabilis (banner-tailed kangaroo rat)
Lineage: Eukaryota; Metazoa; Chordata; Mammalia; Rodentia; Heteromyidae
Gene: Rmnd5b
Product: required for meiotic nuclear division 5 homolog B
Exons: 10
Coding region: 126-1307 (393 amino acids)
Biological process (GO): proteasome-mediated ubiquitin-dependent protein catabolic process
Cellular component (GO): cytoplasm; GID complex; nucleus
Molecular function (GO): protein binding; ubiquitin protein ligase activity
Source: RefSeq, a predicted model, not a curated record
UCGGGCAGGGCUUGCGGGGCCCAAGUGAGAGCCGGCGGGCUCCGCUGUGCCAGGAGGUGCGGGCCGAGCGCAGGGCGGCCCGAGGCGAAGGGGCUUGACACAACUCACCUCCAGCCGAGGCCACCAUGGAGCAGUGCGCGUGCGUGGAGAGAGAGCUGGACAAGGUCCUGCAGAAGUUCCUCAGCUACGGACAGCACUGUGAGCAGAGCCUGGAGGAGCUGCUGCACUAUGUGGGUCAGCUACGUGCUGAGCUGGCCAGUGCAGCUCUCCAGGGGACCCCUCUCUCUGCCACCCUCUCCCUGGUGAUGUCUCAAUGCUGCCGGAAGAUCAAAGACACUGUCCAGAAACUGGCUUCAGACCACAAGGAUAUUCAUAGCAGCGUGUCCCGAGUGGGCAAAGCCAUUGACAGGAACUUUGACUCUGAGAUUUGCGGUGUAGUCUCAGACGCCGUGUGGGACUCUCGGGAGAAGCAGCAGCAGAUCCUGCAAAUGGCCAUCGUGGAGCACUUAUACCAGCAGGGUAUGCUCAGCGUGGCAGAGGAGCUAUGCCAGGAAUCAACGCUGGAUGUGGACUUGGAUUUCAAGCAGCCCUUCCUAGAACUGAACCGAAUCUUGGAAGCUCUUCAUGAACAGGACCUGGGGCCAGCCCUGGAAUGGGCCGUCUCCCACAGGCAGCGCCUGCUGGAGCUCAACAGCUCCCUGGAGUUCAAGCUGCGGCGGCUGCACUUCAUCCGCCUCCUGGCAGGCGGCCCCGAGAAGCAGCUGGAGGCCCUCAGCUAUGCCCGGCACUUCCAGCCCUUUGCUCGGCUGCACCAGCGGGAGAUCCAGGUGAUGAUGGGCAGCCUGGUGUACCUGAGGCUGGGCCUGGAGAAGUCUCCUUACUGCCACCUCCUGGACAACAGCCAUUGGGCGGAGAUCUGUGAGACCUUCACUCGGGAUGCGUGUUCCCUGCUGGGGCUUUCUGUGGAGUCCCCGCUCAGCGUCAGCUUUGCCUCUGGCUGUGUGGCCCUGCCCGUGCUGAUGAACAUCAAAGCUGUGAUUGAGCAGAGGCAGUGUGCAGGCGUCUGGAGUCACAAGGACGAGCUGCCGAUUGAGAUUGAGCUAGGCAUGAAGUGCUGGUACCACUCGGUGUUCGCUUGCCCCAUCCUUCGUCAGCAGACGUCGGAUUCCAAUCCCCCCAUCAAGCUUAUCUGCGGCCACGUCAUCUCCCGAGAUGCGCUCAACAAGCUCAUUAAUGGAGGGAAGCUGAAGUGUCCCUACUGCCCGAUGGAACAGAACCCAGCCGAUGGGAAGCGCAUCAUCUUCUGAUUUCUGCCUCCAAGGAACUUUGUUGGAAGGGAUUUGUGCCCCACAAGCCCUGGUCUGUUUUGGAGGGCAAAUGGGUCCCUUUCGCAGCACCUGGCGGAAGAGCAAAGCACUACCAUAUGGGCUAGACACCUAGAAAGUGAAGCACCUGCAGUCUGCCCUGGGCAGCCCGCUCCUUGGCUGUAAGGGGAGGGAGGGAGACACUGGCUUCUGUACUUGGCCUUUUCUGUUUCUGCCCUUGACUUCUCAGCAGCCAAGACUAGCAAAGUCCUCAGCCAUCAUCAGUUUUCCCACUCCUGCCUGCAGCUGUCUUACUGCCAUACACUCAAGUCCCAGGGUGUGCAGCUGCAGCCCGCCUCCCCCCCCUGUACAGCUCCAACUGUAUGUAUCCUUCCCCUUACUGUAAAUAGUCCACGUUAGAACUGAUGUCAUUUUAUAACUCAAAGCAAAUAGACUCACAGCCCUUCUCCUUA